This is a messenger RNA of Anopheles arabiensis, 1718 nucleotides long. It is a transcript of the gene Arl1, whose product is annotated as ADP-ribosylation factor-like protein 1. Lineage: Eukaryota; Metazoa; Arthropoda; Insecta; Diptera; Culicidae. The transcript has 4 exons. The coding region runs from base 327 to 869 and encodes 180 amino acids. Gene Ontology annotation, biological process: intracellular protein transport; vesicle-mediated transport. Gene Ontology annotation, molecular function: GTPase activity; GTP binding. Gene Ontology annotation, cellular component: Golgi apparatus; cytoplasm. The record is from RefSeq and is a predicted model, not a curated record.
CACGUCAAACAGGUACAGAUGUCAAGUAUGGGGAUGAGACUUUUUUUUUCGCCAGCAAAUUUGUGUCUGACCCGUCCGGGUUUUUUUUUGUAGUGUAUUCCCGUGCGUGUUUUGUGGACCAUUUUGAGGGGUGCCGCACCGUGUAACAGACUGUAGGCUGAAGAAUCGUUUUCCACUGGGUCCCAAUCGAGCAGCAGGGCUGUGAAAGUGCCGAGACACCUACUUGCCUCCUCCCUUACACCUUGCGGUUGCGGUUGUCCUGUGUUGACACCGUACGUGUGCACAAAAACACAGCAGCAGCAGCAGCAGCAGCAGCAGUGCUAAGAAUGGGCGGACUGUUCAGCUACUUCCGGGGGUUGCUGGGGAGCCGGGAGAUGCGGAUACUGAUACUCGGGCUGGACGGCGCCGGCAAGACGACGAUACUGUACCGGCUGCAGGUGGGCGAGGUCGUGACCACAAUACCGACGAUCGGCUUCAACGUGGAGCAGGUGACGUACAAAAACCUUAAAUUCCAAGUGUGGGACCUCGGCGGACAGACCAGCAUACGACCCUAUUGGCGUUGUUAUUACAGCAACACAGACGCCAUCAUCUAUGUGGUGGAUUCCGCCGAUAAGGAUAGGAUAGGCAUAUCAAAAGAUGAGCUACUCUACAUGUUAAGGGAAGACGAACUUGCCGGAGCAAUACUGGUCGUGCUGGCCAACAAGCAGGACAUGGAGGGGUGCAUGAGCGUGGCGGAGGUGCACCAAGCGCUCGGGCUGGAAGCGCUGAAAAACCGAACGUUCCAAAUAUUCAAAACAUCCGCCACCAAAGGGGAAGGCCUCGACCAGGCGAUGGACUGGCUGUCGAACGCGUUACAGGCGCGGAAAUAGCUCCGGCAACAGCAGCUGGACCCCGUUUUUUCCCAUUUUUUCCUCCGCCCCAAACGCUACCCAAACCCCCUGUUUCCUUUCACUUCCCCUCUAUUAUCAUUCUUACCUGCCCACUGACGCUGCCGGUUCGCUGCAGGAUGGUGCGUUUCGCCAUCAACGGCCUCGUGGCGUGCGGCGUGUGAACGAUGUGUGUAGCUCGUAAGUUUUUCGUGAGCAAGAUGCAGUGCGCAAUUUCUGUUGUAGAUUAGAGAUUGGGGGUUAUUACACUUUGCCCCCUUCCAGCGACCUUCGGAUCCCUUUCUAUGCAAGAUUACUUUAGACGACGCGAUGCGCGACAAACACAUUAGAUACGCGCUAUGGCAUACAUAUAUACAUUACCGAGAGAUGGGACAGCCCAACCGAUUGCUUUCCAAGCCACACACACCCACGAAAAAAGCUUUCCUUUUGUCCCAUGCUGCUGGGUGUUAAUAUGCUUUCCUGUUCGUUUCCCCUAGCAACAGGCGAGGGCAAAUCCCCGCUUUAUAUGCGCAACACGGUUCGCUUCACAAUGGAGUAGGCGCAUCAUCGCCGCUUGCUCUUCAGACCAUUCUUGCAAUAUGCUUUUACCGGACGACGAUCCCGGAUCAGCACCAUUUGCCAGUUUCCUUUGCUCCCCUUCCAGUCACAGUCAGUCAUUAGAAUUGGCAAAAAUCGGCGUUUAACGGUGGUGGCAGCAGCGGAACGGACAACGGAACGAAAAUGAGCGCGCGCGCGCGUUUAGAUUGAAAAGCAUUAAUUUUAUAUUUAAAAAGAAAAAGUAUGUACCAUUAAACAAAUAUUAUACAAGACGGAUUUAAGUUCACAAGUGAA